Messenger RNA from Oryzias latipes (Japanese medaka), 2987 nucleotides. RefSeq names its product cysteinyl leukotriene receptor 1 (gene cysltr1). Gene Ontology annotation, molecular function: leukotriene receptor activity. Gene Ontology annotation, biological process: G protein-coupled receptor signaling pathway. NCBI's taxonomy places the organism in Eukaryota, Metazoa, Chordata, Actinopteri, Beloniformes, Adrianichthyidae. The record is from RefSeq and is a predicted model, not a curated record. Gene Ontology annotation, cellular component: plasma membrane.
UAUCCGCACCCAUUAAACGGCACUCAUCCUCAGAGGAAAUACUGCUGGGAGGAGGGACUCCUUCAGUACCCUUAUCACUAGCACUGGAGGCACAGCUUGGCUUGUCUGUACAGGAAACCAAACUCAGCGCAUGACUUUACAAGGAUGUGUCACCGUUGGAGGUGUAGCAAUAAAGUAACCAUCUGGCUGUCAGGUUAGUGAUGUCAUCGAGCGCUCUUCCUCUGCAGAGGAGUCAGAGCAGCUGAGCGUCUGAGGAGGAGGUUUCAUCUCUCUGCUGCUGCGACAUCAAGCAGAAGCUGGAAGGACUCUGUGCAGCCGAGGAGACGGCAAGUUUAGCAGCUGCUUUGACUGAAAGGACUUUGACUGCUGCAAACCCACAAAUGGAGUCACCCAACUACACCAACAGCACCAAUAAGACCGACUGUCCUUCCAUCGAUGACUUUCGAAAUAUGGUUUACUCCACCUUCUACUCGGUGGUUACAGUUUUUGGCCUGGUUGGGAAUGGCUUGGCCCUGCUGGUUUUGUUCAGAACGCAGCGGCAGACCACGCCGUUCCACGUGUACAUGGUGAACCUGGCUCUGUCCGACCUGCUGUGCGUCAUGACGCUGCCCCUGCGGGUCAGCUACUACGCCAGGAGGGGUCGAUGGGAAGAGGGGGACUUCCUCUGCCGCAUCAGCUCCUACUUCCUCUACGUCAACCUGUACUGCAGCAUCUACUUCAUGACCGCCAUGUCCGUCACACGGUUCCUAGCCAUCGUGUACCCAGUGCAGAACCUGCAGCUGGUGACGGUGAACAAAUCCCGCAUCGUAUGUGUGUGCAUUUGGAUUUUUUGCAGCCUUUCGAUGUCCUCUUUCCUGAUGUCAGGUCAGCACGUUGACAACUCAACGAACAUAAUCAAAUGCUUUGAGCCUCCAGGACAGGAUAGCAAACAGUUGACGAAGCUGCUGCUGCUUAACUACAUUGGCCUGGUGUUUGGGUUUCUCCUGCCCUUCUUGAUCAUUGGGAUCUGCUACGUCGGAAUAGUCCGCACGCUGCUCUCCCGCACCCAAACUGCUCGUCGGCAGCAGGCCUCGGGUGUCAGGGCCAUUCGAAUGAUCGUCAUCGUCCUGCUGACCUUCCUCUUCAGCUUCACCCCGUACCACAUCCAGCGUACCGUGCACCUGCACUCCCUGUCCCGGGAAAACUCAAGCUGCUCGGAGCAAAUCGCCAUCCAAAAGUCCGUCGUGGUCACCCUGUGUCUGGCUGCCGCCAAUUCCUGCUUCGACCCGCUGCUGUACUUCUUUUCUGGAGAAGGUUUCCGAAGCCGCCUGUCCUCUCUGCGGCAGACGACGAGGAGCAACAGCCUGCAUCGUACGGCCAGACUGAGGCCCAUGAUCUCAGAGUCCGGGGAGGACCGCCAAGUGGAUGUCAGUUAGAGCGCACGGGAAGAAACUGGAUUAUCAGACAAGCAGACCGGGAUGCGACUGGAGGCUGCAGAAGAAGGAAGGAAGCUGUGACUGAGGGUCAGUCGAAGCAAAAAACAGGAGACAAGAAGCUAUGAAUGAAUCAAUGUUUGUUGCUGAUUUACUCAGUAUUCAUUUUAAUGAAGAUAUUACUUAUUUACAUGGAUAUUUAUUAUGAAAAAGCUGCACACUGGCUUGAUGAUAAACGAAGUUUGUCCUGCAAUACGAUAGGAAGAUAUGUAGAAUCGUAACGUGACCCAGAAUGUAACACAUGUGGAUUAUUAUUAUUGAUGUAGGAUUGUGAAAUUUCCCUUAAUGCUGAAAAGACUUGUUGUGUUUCAGGUACCUAGAAAUAUUGUCGUACUACCUGCAUAAAGACUGUUAAACUAUGAACUGCUGUAAAAUAAAAAUGUCAUGUAAAUGGGCAGGUCCCUGCAAAUGCAGUAUGUGACCUCCACAGUCGUUUAAAUGGCUCUAGCGGCAAUUUGGUAGAAUUUUACCCUAAAAUUCUUUACAACUUAUGGAUAAAAAGGGAGUUAAAUGUUAGCUGACCAUAUUCCAGCCAUUCUAAUUAAGUACAUUUAAUUCAAUGGUUUUGAGUACAAUUUCCUUUUACAUUUUUUAAGCUAUUUCCUUUUUCUAACAUAUAACUUAUUUAAAAAAGUUUUGGUUAAUCCCACCGAUUGAGCUUUGUGGCUCACCUGUCGUGCUAAAUACAUGAAAAGAAAUAGCCGUUCACUGCUCUAGAUUUUUGCUGUGGUGUAGUGGUUAGCACUCCCACCUCACAGCAAGACGGCCUUGGUUCAAAUCCAAGCUGGGACCUUUUCUAUGUGGAGUUUGCAUGCUCUGCUUGUGCAUGUGUGGGUUUUCUCCGGGUGCUCUAGUUUCCUCCUCUCACGUGUCUUGGGUUACCUCAAAAUUGUCCCUUAGAUACAAAUGAGUGUGUGUGUGUGCAUGUGGCCUUGCAAUGGACUGGUUAGUAACUGAGCAUCUUUGUGAUUUCAAAGAACUCCAUUAGAGGUUUGACUUCAAACUCGUCACUUUCACCAAACACAUGUGAGCGUGUGACCUCAUUCAUUUUAUUGGUCUUUUUUGUGUUGCAUUCAUCCAAGUAAAUCCUUCUUAUUAAGAUUUUAAAACAUUUUGUUUUAACAGUCUUUAUAACUAUUAACUUUUCUGGGGUGCUAAUUGUAAUGUUUGAUGUGUUAAGCAUCACCAGCCUAGUUGAAAUCAUUCUGCUUCUGUUUUAGAAUGAAAUUGUUGACAGGUGCUGGAAAAAAACAAAACGACACAUGUCCAUCUGUACUUUCAUAUGCUUACCUUUUCAUUCCCCGAUAUUAUGAUGGCUUCUCUGCAGGUUGAUGUAAAUUGUCAAAAGUGCAGCUUUGGAAAUGACUCGACUGUUUCUGUAGAUGUUCUUAAACCUGCAUGCUUGUCUUGGUGUCGUUGUUUUUCAUGAUUAAAGAGGUGAUUAAAAACCUGUUCGAAACUGCACGCUACGUUUGUGACAAAAAAGGAAUGAUCAUAAUAAACGCCGACAGACAA